AGCGAGCAGGAGAAGAAGAAGAAGAAGAAGAAGGAGGAGGAGACCAACAACUUGGUACUCAGGAGCCGGGAGUCCUCCUCCUGGCGCGGUGCAGUCGUCGCACUUCAGCACCGGACCGGCGUGAACUGUCUGCGGUGGAAGUGAGCCGCACGCACCGAGAGAAAGAUGCAGGCUGAGGACAUGGAGAGCUCCAUGGAGUCUCCAAACCUGGAGUUUGAGUACGGAGACACAGACUCUCUGGCUGCUGAGCUCUCAGAGCUCUACAGUUACACGGAGGAGCCAGAGUUUGCACUGAACAGAGACUACUUUGAGGAGGACUUCAGGAGCCAUGCUCGAGGCAGGAGGUGGACUGAGCUGACGCUGGAGGAGCAGCGGUCCUACGUGAUGAGGCUCCUGGACGCGCUGGAGGUGACGGACAGGGACAAGAGGCUGAAGGUGGCCAGGGCCAUCCUCUACUUGGCUCAGGGAGUGUUUGAUGAGUGUGACACGGAGGUGGACGUGCUCCACUGGUCCAGACACAAUGUCUUUCUGCUCUAUGACAUGGGCAUCUUCACGGCGCUGCUGGAGCUGCUCAGCAUGGAGAUAGAUAACAACCAGGCAUGCAGCAGUGCAGUGAGGAAGCCUGCCAUCUCUCUUGCUGACAGCACGGAGCUCAGAGUCCUACUAAGCAUCAUGUACUUGAUGGUGGAGACUAUUAGAGGUCAAACGGAGGAUGACAGACCUGAGUGGAGAACGGCGAGAGAAGCCUUCAAGAAUGAGCUAGGUUCACCGCUGUACAACGGAGAGCCCUUUGCCCUGCUCCUCUUCACCAUGGUGACCAAGUUCUGCAGCAUGAAUGCCCCGCAUUUCCCCAUGAAGAAAGUCCUACUGCUGCUCUGGAAGACGAUACUGUUCACCUUGGGGGGUUUCGAGGAGCUCCAGGAGAUGAAGGUGCGGGGCCGCGAGGGUCUGAGGCUGCCCCCGCUGACGGAGGACAGCAUCAAGGUGGUCAGGGCCAUGAGAGCGGCCUCGCCCCCGGCCUCCGCCAUGGAGCUUAUUGAACAGCAGCAGCAACAGAAGAGAGGCCGCCGCAGCCGCAGGAGUGCCUUUGUUGAUAGCUUGGAAGGAGACAGUCCCUUUACCAAGAAGCAGCCUCUGGUCAAGCAGGACAGUCUGGACACGUACAACGAGCGCGACCCUUUCAAGAAUGACGAGGAGGAGGACCCAGAGGACGCGGACAGCGGCAUCGAGGGCGAGGUGGACCCCUUGGAUCGCGAUGUCAUUAUCCAGCCCCCACCCCCGCCGCCUCCCCUCAGACCUCCCACAGAGAGAGUCAACUUUCCCAAAGGCCUUCCCUGGGCCCCUAAAGUCAGGGAGAAAGACAUUGAGCACUUCCUGGAGACCAGCAGAAACAAGUUCAUUGGGUUCACACUGGGAAAUGACACAGAUACCCUGGUGGGCUUACCCAGACCCAUCCACGAGAGUGUCAAGACUCUUAAACAGCACAAAUAUGUGUCAAUUGCUGAAGUCCAGAUCAAAAAAGAGGACGAGCUGCAACAGUGUCCAAUGAGUCUGGGCGAGGAAGAGGUGGCGGAGACGCCAACGGAGAUGCUUUACCUGGGAAUGCUUCCUAACCUGUCCCAGUACGUGAUUGCCCUCCUGAAGCUGCUGCUGGCUGCAGCUCCAACAUCCAAAGCCAAAACCGACUCCAUUAAUAUCUUGGCUGAUGUGCUGCCUGAGGAGAUGCCUAUCACAGUCCUUCAGAGCAUGAAGCUGGGAAUUGAUGUGAACCGUCACAAAGAAAUCCUCGUCAAGGCCAUCUCUGCUCUGCUGCUGCUGCUCCUCAAACACUUCAAACUCAAUCAUAUUUAUCAGUUUGAGAUUGUCUCCCAGCACCUGGUGUUUGCCAACUGUAUCCCACUCAUCCUCAAGUUCUUCAAUCAGAACAUCAUGUCCUAUAUCAGUGCCAAGAACAGCAUAUGUGUGCUGGACUUUGCUCACUGUGUGGUCCAUGAGAUGCCUGAGCUCACAGCUGAGAGCCUGGAGGCAGGAGACAGCAACCAGUUCUGUUGGAGAAACUUGUUUUCUUGUAUAAAUCUGCUGAGAAUAUUGAACAAGCUGACCAAGUGGAAACACUCCAGGACAAUGAUGUUGGUGGUGUUCAAGUCCGCCCCCAUUCUGAAGAGAGCUCUGAAGGUGAAGCAGGCCAUGAUGCAGCUCUACGUCCUCAAGCUGCUCAAGAUUCAGACCAAGUACCUGGGCCGCCAGUGGAGGAAGAGCAACAUGAAGACCAUGUCGGCCAUCUACCAGAAGGUCCGCCACAGGCUCAAUGACGACUGGGCCUAUGGAAAUGAUAUCGACGCACGGCCCUGGGACUUCCAGGCGGAGGAGUGCGCCCUGCGGGAGAGCAUCGAGAAGUUCAACAGCCGCCGCUACGACAAGAACAGGAACGGAGACUUUGCGCCCGUGGACAACUGCCUGCAGAGCGUGCUGGGCCAGCGCGUGGAGCUGCCCGAGGACUUCCACUACAGCUACGAGAUGUGGCUGGAAAGAGAGGUCUUCUCCCAGCCCAUCCAGUGGGAGGGGCUGCUGCAGCAGCCGUGAUGGAGGUGACACGCGGGGGGGUGGGGUUGGAGACGUCCACCCCCAGCCUGUUUCGGUCUCAGGGUGAGUUGAGGAGUUUGCUUUGCAGUUGUCAUCGGGGAGGAGAAAUGCGAUGGAGACGCCUUGAUGGGAGAUGGAAAAUGAAGGGUCACGUGGAGCAAAGUUGACAUACUUGGGCUGCCACACUCUGAGGUCAGCACAAAGAGAAUGCGCACACUCACGCACGCACACACGUGACACUUAACAUGUGCCAAUGACUACUGUGAACACACAUGGACGGCAUGAACAGAGGUACAAGUUGAUAAGACAGCGCUGAAGCAGGGGACUGUUUAGGCCUGUUAUACUGCCCCCCCCUCCCCUCCCAAAAAUAUCUUCACCACUUUGUCAAUUUAUAUGUCAGCCUUUUUUAAAUUUUGGUGCUUUUUUGAAUCUGCAGUAAUGUUUUCCUAUUUCUUUGUAUCUAUUCGUGUGGUUCACCUUUUUUUUAUGGAAAUGUAAAUUUACAUCAUUUCUAACCGGUUCAUCUCUCUUUUUUCACACGGUUGUAGUUUGUGGGUGAUGCGUUUGAAAGUUUUUAUUUUAUUUUGUAUUUUCUAAAAAAAGAAAAAAGAAAAAGGCCUUUUGGAAACAAAACCACAGGGUAAUUUUGAUAGUUGUUUGAAGUGUAGACGUGGGAGCAAUUUCCACUAAUGACAAAGUAAUCUCACAUAUUUUGCCGAAAAAGGAAAUGAAUAUACCAGCAGCAGGUUAGGAUUUGGCCUGGUCUGUUGGUGAACGUAAAAAGUAUAUGUGUGCAGAAAGACUAGAAUAACACGCAACAUGGGUAUGGAGGUUGCUUUGGACUUAGAACAUCUUCUGUAAGAAGCUUUAUUAAAUGUUGUCUAUUUAAAAUCUACCUUUUAUGUUGAGUCCUGGCAGAUUCCAGAUAUCUUGGAACUUUUACAACAUAACGGAACGUAAAGGCCUGUUAUGUCCCAUAGAAAAUCUCUACACAGGUGUUUGUUUUUCAGACUGCAUUCACAAUCUAGAUCUAGUGUUUCUGGGCGCAGGCCACUUCUUGAGUUAUUUUAUGGAACAAACGUGAGCAAAUCAAACCUCAGCAAUGAGAAUAAUUGGCAUUUGUGAAUCCCUGCUUCAACCAGCGGACUCAGACUAUCUACCUGCCGAGGCCACAGGGCCCCUUGGAGACGUCCUUCUUAGGUAACUUUGCCACUUUUGCUUGGAAGAACACAGCCAUCCCCAAAAGGGUGUCGUAUUUCUUAUUUUUCUUCACUGUACCUUCCCCGUUGCUUCACGUCAAACUACCUAAACUGGGCUCCAGAGUCAAGAGCCCACGAAUGUCUGAAGCUAAACCACACACAAGCAGUGAAAAAAUGAAUGCGUACACUUUUCUUUUCAUAUCAUCCUAGCUUUGUACUGAUUGUUAUCCAGUUGCCUCGAGGGGUCAGGAGCAGUCAUUUCAGCAGCCGUACUUUUGACGCUCAGUCUUGUGCUUCUCUGUGGAAAUGUGCAUGGCCACUGUUUUGCUUUGAGUACAUGUUAAGAAAUUAAAAUGUGGUCUUUAUAAUGGUUUUUUUUUUCCAAAGAAUUUUGUCAAAUGAUGUUUCCAGCACAAUUUAGAAGUGUACUUUUGUUGUCUUUCAAAGUCCAGCUUUCUGCAUUACAUGGUUGUUUUUGUCAUCUUCAGGAAGGGGACAUCAUUGAACAAAAUAUUGUAUACGGAAUGGAUUCUCAGGUUUAUUGAGAUAAUAAUAUAUUGCAAAAGUUUUACAGCUUCCUUGCCAUCAUUUAGCUCACUACCUGUAGUGAUGAAUACACAUUUAUCAUCACAUUCAUGUAGAAAAAAAAACACCUCAAGCACUGUCACCGACAUCUCGUUCAGAUGUAUUUUUUGUAUCUUUCGCCAAAUGUCAGUGCCAUUUUCUGUUUUAAUCUCAUCGUUGUUGCCUUUGUGAUCACAAGUAAGAUUCUUCAUUCAAAUCACAGCUAACGGUUUGCAAUAAAAUCGAAACAUUUUGUUUUCUACCUGAAAAUUGUACAAUUCACAGAAAAAACUGUUUGUAUUUAGUGUUUUGCCAGAAUUGUUUAGCUUUGUAUAGGUGGUAUUACAGCAUAUGUGUGUUUUUGUUACAUUUCCAUACAUGAAUAGUCUAAAUAAAUACUCUACUAAUGUUGUUCAGGGGUAUGUGAAAUUAUAUAUCCAUAUGCAUUAUGCAAUGCAAUGACAAAGUACAAUAUCAGUUGCUUAUUAAACAAUAAUGAAAAGUUCUGA
This is a messenger RNA of Gasterosteus aculeatus aculeatus (three-spined stickleback), 4855 nucleotides long. It is a transcript of the gene strip2, whose product is annotated as striatin interacting protein 2. The record is from RefSeq and is a predicted model, not a curated record. Gene Ontology annotation, biological process: cytoskeleton organization. NCBI's taxonomy places the organism in Eukaryota, Metazoa, Chordata, Actinopteri, Perciformes, Gasterosteidae. Gene Ontology annotation, cellular component: cytosol.